Trichomonas vaginalis G3 is the source of this 632-nucleotide messenger RNA. Its product is annotated as organellar and viral DNA polymerase type B. The annotation marks the transcript as partial. Lineage: Eukaryota; Parabasalia; Trichomonadida; Trichomonadidae. The transcript has a single exon. The record is from RefSeq and is a predicted model, not a curated record.
AUGUAUCGGAAGUUGUCUAAGUUAGAACACUCGGAAAUAAAACAACUUCUUACAGAAGCUAAUAUAGAUGUUGCAAAGCAUUACGCAACAAACAAAAAAGCACUCGCUGACAUCCUCAAUGACUAUAAUGGUGCAAUAAGUUAUGAUAGAAUUCAUGAGUUCAUAAAGCCGCAACGCGGCGAGGACGAAGUCCAUGCAAGAGCAUUUCCUUUAAAUGACGUUGCUAUUGACUUAUAUCAUAGACGUUCAGUACCUCAUGAAGUAAGAAGAGAAAUGUUUGACAUAACAAAUGCGAACGUUGGUGAAACAAGAAGAAGAGACGACACACUGAAACAACAGAGAAGAGAGAUGUUUAAGAGCGCUAUAGAACAAGUUCGCAAAGCUAACGAUGUCCUUCGUUCCAUUGACGACAAACCAAAAGAAGGUGAGAGAUGGUUAAAGAAAGAUGAAGAGAAUAGGAAGAGGAAUGUUAAGACAGGCAAUAGACUCAUUGACUUUAACAUCGAAGCUUUAGAUGAACCAAACAGAGACUACUUACACAAACAUUUCGGUAAGGUUUUCAUGAGACUCUUAGAGAAGAUUAAAAUAAACUCCCAACAAAGAUGGAUGGUAUGUUAUAAACUUGGUGGAAA